Molecule: messenger RNA, 10136 nt
Organism: Engraulis encrasicolus (European anchovy)
Lineage: Eukaryota; Metazoa; Chordata; Actinopteri; Clupeiformes; Engraulidae
Gene: nfatc3a
Product: nuclear factor of activated T cells 3a
Exons: 10
Coding region: 967-4455 (1162 amino acids)
Biological process (GO): calcineurin-NFAT signaling cascade; regulation of transcription by RNA polymerase II; cytokine production
Cellular component (GO): transcription regulator complex
Molecular function (GO): DNA-binding transcription factor activity, RNA polymerase II-specific; RNA polymerase II cis-regulatory region sequence-specific DNA binding; transcription factor binding
Source: RefSeq, a predicted model, not a curated record
UCCCCUUGUCAUGAGAGCGACCAGAGUGAGAUCGUCCUUCCCCACUCUGUUGCUUCUUUCGUUCAUUUCGGCGCUACCUUUUUUCUCGCUUCUUCACUCCACUCCACUCUUUCACCCUUGUCACCUCUCUGCAACAGCUUGGCAAGUCCAUACUGAAUCAUUAUACCAUAAAAACCUAUGUUUCUCUUCAUAGUGUUAUGUAUUUAGAUUUUUUUGUCCAGCUGCUGUUUUUUUCUUCUUCUUCUUCUUUGAGGUCUAAGAUCUCAGCAAUGUGUGUCUGACUUGCCCUUUUAACGACACUUCCAGAUGUGUGAGUGACUGGAGUGUGAAGACUGAAAUCUCCCUCUGCUGGCGCUGACCUUGCUCUUUGCUGCCCUGCUUCUGGGUCGGUCCUAAACGAGCGUGUGAUUUAGAGGCUCGCUGCCUGCGAGCCAUGCUACAGCUCUCCUGAUAGGCUGUCAAGUGCAGUUCCAAAGUGUCCCCAAGUGUGUGUGGGGAUUGACUGACCGUCCGAUGGACUGCCUGCCUGCCUGUCUGGUGGAGAGUGAAUCACAGCGCACACACCCACAGCCACACACGCAAGCAAGCAAGAGAGUGAGCAGCUGAAAAGUGGCAUUGGCUUGUUUACUGAACAAAACCUCCCCCCCUACCCACCCCUCCUGUUUUUUUGGGACGUUUUUGCUGCCGAGCUGCAUCUGGUCCACUGGGCUGUCUGUCCGUCUCAGUCGUGGGAAAGACUGAAAUUACAUCGCUCUCAUGGUGGACUAUUUUGAGCUUCCAGAGCGAGUGGCAGAGGGCAGGCGGGCCGGCAGGUUCUAGAGCUUUGUUAGAGCAGGAGUCCCCUCGGCUCACGAAACACGUCUCAAGCUGACCACGUCCAGCCAGCGCCACGCCAGCAGGAGAGGAGAGGAGAGAGAGAGACACACACACAGAGAAAAACAGAGACAGAGACAGUGAGCAACAACUAUGCUGUGUACCACUUCACCAGACCUGGAGCCUGAUGACAACACGUCGUUCUACAUCCUGAACGUGGGCCAGCAGCCGUCUGUGGUGAACCAGUCCAUCGGCAUCCCCCGACACCCUCACGCCCACCCCCACAGCCACCCCCACGCCCACAGCCAUGGCAUGCAGUCGCACUCCCAGGUCAUCUCCUCCUCGCCCCGCCUCCAGCCACUCAAGACCUUUGACCCCAGCUAUGAGACACAGCUGCACGACUCCAACAAAUGUAUCCCUGGUGGAGGAGGAGGAGGAGGUGGAGGUGGACCCCCACCCCCUAAGGCGUUCGAGUGCCCGAGCAUCCAGAUAACCUCCAUCUCUCCCAGCUGCCAACAGGAGAUGGACGCUAACGACGACGACAAGUCCGACCGGGACUACCACCACCAGGACCGUCCCAUGUCGCGCGACCACCUGUACCUGCCCCUGGACCACUCGUACCGGGACUCCUCGCUCAGCCCCAGCCCUUGCAGCAGCCUGUCGUCGCGCAGCUGGUUCUCGGACGCCGCCUCGUCCUGCGAGUCCUUCUCGCACGUCUACGACGACGUGGACUCGGAGCUGAACGAGGCGGCGGCGCGUUUCACGCUGGGCUCGCCGCUCACCUCGCCCGGCUGCUCGCCACAGGCCACGCUGGAGGAGCCCUGGCAGCACCACCACCCGGCCUUCGCUGGCCACUCGCCCCUCGCCCACGCCCACUCGCUCUCGCACUCGCUCUCGCCGCGCCAGUCGCCCUGCCACUCGCCACUCACCAGCGUCACCGACGAGAACUGGCUGAGCCCGCGCCCACCCUCCCGGCCCUCCUCGCGGCCCACCUCCCCCUGCGGCAAGAGGCGCCACUCCAGCGCCGACAUCUGCUACCCGGGCUCCGUGUCGCCGCACCACUCGCCCACCCCCACGCCGGGACCCUCGCCCCGGGGCAGCGUGACGGAGGACACCUGGAUCGGCAGCCCCUCGCUGGGGGUGUCUCCCUUCCAGUGCUGCCCCUCCGAGGCAGACAUCCCCUCCAAGACCCGGAAGACGUCGCAGGACCGCACGCAGCCGGGCAAAGGGGACAUGGGUCUGGACGAUUCCGGAAACGUGUCCCCGUUGCUGGACUCGCCUGCCGAGGAGGUGCUGCACGGCCUGAAGAAGGACGGAGCAGGAGAGCAGUUCCUCUCCGUGCCAUCGCACUUCACCUGGAACAAGCCCAAGCCGGGCCACACGCCCAUUUUCAGAACGCAGUCACUGCCCCCUCUGGACUGGCCGCUGCCCCACCAGUUUGGCCAGUGCGAGCUGAAGAUCGAGGUGCACCCCAAGGCCCACCACCGGGCCCACUACGAGACCGAAGGCAGCAGAGGGGCCGUCAAGGCAGCGUCCGGGGGACAUCCUGUAGUCAAGCUCCUGGGCUACAGUGAGAAGCCCGUGAACCUGCAGAUGUUCAUCGGGACGGCGGACGACCGUUACCUGAGGCCGCACGCCUUCUACCAGGUGCACCGCAUCACGGGCAAAACGGUGGCCACGGCCAGCCAGGAAAUCAUCAUCUCCAGCACCAAGGUUCUCGAAAUACCUCUCCUGCCCGAAAACAACAUGUCUGCCAGUAUUGACUGUGCGGGGAUCCUGAAACUGAGGAACUCGGACAUCGAACUGAGGAAAGGCGAGACAGACAUCGGACGGAAGAACACGCGGGUGCGGGUGGUGUUCCGAGUUCACAUCCCGCAGCCCAAUGGGAAAGUGUUGUCCCUGCAAGCAGCCUCCAUCCCCAUAGAGUGCUCCCAGCGUUCGGCCCAGGAGCUGCCCCAGGUGGAGAAGUGCAGCCUGUCCAGCUGCGUCGUCAGCGGGGGGGACGAGAUGCUCAUCAGCGGCUCCAACUUCUUCCCCGAGUCCAAGGUCAUCUUCCUGGAAAAGGGCCCCGAUGGACGACCCCAGUGGGAAGUGGAGGCGAAAAUUGUCCGGGAGAAGAGUCAGGGGUCGAGCCUGGUGGUGGAGGUGCCCCCUUACCAUAGCAAGACGGUGACCUCGGCUGCCCAGGUGCAGUUCUACGUCUGCAACGGCAAGAGGAAAAGGAGCCAAUCCCAGCGCUUCACUUACCUGUCAGUGCUGGUGAAGCAGGAGCACAGAGAGGAGCUGGAGUCCCCGGGGGUGGGGGUGGGGGUGGGCACCAUGCCCCUGUCCCUGUCCCACGGCGGCCCCGGCAGCGGCAUCCCUGGACCCGGCGGCGGUGGCGGCGGUGGUGUCGGUGGUGGCCUGGUACGGACCCAGAUGCCCUCCCCCGAGCCGGGACACCACCCGCAGGACGGCCUUCUGUCCAGCUCCCCGCGCGGCCUGGCCCCGGGCCCCGUCCACAGCCCUGGCCUACACCCCCUGCAGCCCCCCUGCGGGCCCCCCAUGGGCUCCCCCACCUUCCCCCACCUGCCUCACCUGCAGGGCCACGGUCUGCCGCACGCGGGGCCCGACUGUCAGAUGGCCUUCCACGCGGGGCCCCAUCCUCACCCGCAUCACCAUCCCCAUGUUCCUCCUCCGCCUCCACACCCCUCCUCUAGGGUCGCCUACCCUCCUAUGCAGCAGCAGCAGCACCAGCAGCACAUGGCCCACAGCCUGCCCUUUAACGGACAGCACAGUCUUCCCACCGGCGCCCUCGCCGGAUCCCCACAGGCCUUCGAGCGGAUGCCCUACCACACCGACCCGACGGCCGCCUGCCACUCUCAGCCCCACCCCCACGCUGCGCUGGGCAUGGGUAUGGGCAUGGUGUACCACUCCUCUCCCCCCGCCACCACGGGCCCCAACACCUCCAGUUCGCUACCCAUCGCUGCUCCCGGUGCGCCCACAGGUCAGCAGCCCAUGGCCCACUCCUCCUCCCCGCACCUGCACUCGCUGGGCUACCACCACUGCCCCCCCAACCCUGCCCAGUUGCCAUCGCCCACCCACUCCAGCCUGCCGCUGGGCCAGCCGGCGCCCCAGAUGCAGAGGCCCAUGGGGGGGUACCACCCCGCAGGCCAGCGCUCGGCCUCUUGCCCCACACCCGGCUCCAGCACCCCCCAGCAGCAGCAGCAGCAGCCCCAGCAGCAGCAGCAGCAGCAGCAGCGUAUGAUCCCCUCGCCUCACUCCGGGCCCUCGUCCCCGCAGCUCCACUCGCUGCCAGGCUACCAGGCGGCGCCCACCUCGCCCUCCCCGACGGGUAGCCCCCUGGGCGGCCCGCUGUCCCACUCCUCCAGCCAGCCCUCUCCCCAGGCCAGCAGCCCCGUGCCGGGCUCCGUCUCGCCCCUGUUGCACCCCUUGGCCGCCGCGCCGCAGGCCCCCUUCCCCACCGCGGAGGGCGAGCAGGUCAACAUCAAGCAGGAGCCCGAGGAUCGCGAGCUCACCUUCAGGUCCAUGGGGCUCCAGGACAUCACGCUGGACGACGUGAAUGAGAUCAUCGGCAGGGACAUGUCCCAAGCUCCAGGAGCCCACCACGCCUCCACCUCCGCACCUCACAGCCAGUCCUAGCACCACGAAGCAGCAGCCGCAGCAACAGCCACAGCCACAGUCCUCAGACAUUCUCCCAUACAUCCCUCUGUCCUUGCAUCUCACAUUAGCAGCAGCAACAGUAACAGGCCGCAGAAGCUGCCCCCCAAACACCCCCCAGUCGAAGCAGCAUUCGUCCAGCCCUACCCCGCAGAGCCUGGGCUCUGGUCCACCUCCGCACCACAGCACACAGCCAGUCCUAGCGCCACGCCGCAACAGAAGCAGCAGCAGCAACAGCAACUGUCCUCAGCAGUUCUCCCAUACAUCCUUCUGUCUUAGCAUCUCGCAACAGCAGCAGCAGUAACAGGCCACAGAAUCUCCCUCAAACACCCGCCUCAGUCUCAUCGGUUAAGCAACAGCAGCAGCAACAGCAACAGUAUGCCCCUCUAUCCUUUCAUGUCACAGCCGCAGCAACAGCAGCAGUCCUUAGAAGUUCUCCUGUAUACCCCUAGUGCCUCACAGCAGCAGCAGCAGCAGUAACAGCAGCCGUAACGGGCCCCAGACCAAGGCCCCAAACACCCCUCUGUCCCACCAGUUGGCAACAGCAUCUGACCUUUGGCACCUGAACUUUGCUCCACCACCACUCCAACUUUCAGCCUAAGCAGCCCAAGCAGCGAGCCACAACUUCAGCAUGGAGCUCCAUACGCACCCACGAGCGCCAAAGCAGCAGCGAUGCCAGCCAGGGUUUGUCUACCAAGGCCGACCCACCACUCACCCCCCGCAGCAACUACAGCAGCAGCAGCAGCACCAGGGUUAGUCUAAGGUUGCACGACACCCUGCCCUUUAACCCCUUCCCUAGUAGUGGCACACCCUGCAUCCCCGGCAGCAGUUAUGGCAGCAGCAAGCAAUAGGGUUGGUCUCAGCACGGAAACCCUCCGACCCUCAUCCCCAGUAGUGGCAGAACUGAAGCAGCACCUGAGUAGACAUAUUCUGCCUUCCUCCUCACCAUCAUCAUCAUCCUCAUCUUCACCAACAGCAGCAGCAGCAGCAGCAGCAAGUCUAAGCUUGGAAACCCACUUCAUGAUUGGCCCUUGAUCCCCAGUAGCUAAGGCAGCAGCACGAGUGACACGCCCUUUAUCUCAUUAGCAGCAGAAGCACCUGAGCAGCCAGUGUUGCCAGAUUGGGCGGUUUCCCGCUGUUUAGGAUGGCCGUCUGCAGGUAAAAAUGGCAUUUAGCAGAAAGAAAAAACGCCCAAUUUUUGGCCAUAGAAAUCAAUAGAAUGGGCGGGAUUCAGCGCUUCCAGGUGGGCUUUGAGCAUUUUUUGGGCUUGAAAUCAUCAACCUCAUCUGGCAACCCUGUGAGCAGCCUGAGCAUACUCUGCCUCUCCUCCUCUUCAUCACUAUCAGCAGCAGCAGCAACAGCAGGUCUCGGCCUGGAGAGCCACUUCACGUUGCACCCUUGAUUCCCCAGACUGUAAAUCAUUGCAGCCAGUUAAACGUUAAAAAAAGUAAGUUGCCCUGCUGCCUUAAGUUUGUAAGUUUCGUAACUCAACUUGAGAAAGUCUUGAGUUGAGUUAAGCUUUGAGUUGAGUUAACUGAACAAACUUAAGGCAGCAGGGCAACUUACCUUUUACAUUGAACUGGCUUGCACUGUUUUACAGUGCAGUAGCAGUUAGAGCCACAGUACCUGAGCAGCAGCACUCUGACCUCCUCAUCACCAUCAGCAGCAGCAGCACCAUCAGCAGCAAAAACGGCUUCAUGAUUGCAGGUCUUUUUUCACACACCUCACCUGUCUACCAUUCACCAGGAACAGGAGACACCGAGGCCACACACACACACACACACACACACACACACACACACACACACACACACACACACACACACACACACACACACACACACACACACACACACACACACACACCAACACACACACCAACACACACACACACACACACACACACACACACACACACACACACACACACACACACACACACACAUGUCCGACAACCAUCAUGACACAGAAAUAAAUGUAAUCUAUGUGCAUUGCGUACAUGCAUUCACAUGAUAAUACUCAUGCACAUGUAGACAUAUUUUCAUACCUUGGAUGAGGGAUUUUAGCAAUGGUGUAUUGGUGGUCCCGCUGCCACCUACUGUGCAGUUUCGGAAGCAGCAGCUAAGUCAGUGCAGCUGAGGAAAGCGAUGCAGUGGCCCAGUACACCUGAUCACAUUCAACACACCAAUGCAGCAACAGGAGGCCAUGCCUCAACUCUCUGUGUGUGCUAACCAUGAAAGCCAGUAGCUGUGAAGAGCCUUGUUUAUUCAGCAUCCAGAAUACAGCGUUAGCCUGCUCACCCUCGGUUUCUGAUGACCCCCUAGGGGUCUUGGAACAUCCUGAAGUGACUUAGAAAUUCUGAAGUGAUUUCAAAAGAAGGGUGUAGCACAUUUAUGAUCAAGGUGGCACAUAGACGUACACACAUUGGCCGCGUUCUUGAUGGCGCAUUGCUGCUUUUUCUAACCAGAAUGCUUUGAAAUGGCAAAGUGUGCAUCUGCGCUUCACAGCCAAAUCAGCAAUGCACCGUCACGAACGUGGCCUUUAACACAGAGCUAUGCCCGUCCAACCAGACCAGCAAUCCCCCUUAUCCUCCCAUUUGUCUUCUCCGGUACAGUUUUCGCAUUAGAUAUGCAUCCGGUGCCCUCGUGGGUUUGGGCAGUAUGCAACAUUCCACACUUCUUAGUGACCUUUUGGCGUUGUAGAUAGUCUGUUUUAUUGUACUCCACUCCCGCCUCCUAUAUACCCAUCUCCCCACUUCUCCUUCAGGUUAAACUAAUGCCUUACUCGAGUCUAGCAGCUUUGAAUGACGAGAAAAAAAUGCUUUGAAGUAUAAAACAAAACAAAAAAGACUUUCGUUCUUGCACAGUUGACCUUUGUGCUGAUGCUGUGGUUGAAGCCUAAACAAUCAUAUUAUUUUAGCAUUAGUGUAGUGUUAGGUAGAUAGAUAGCAGUAGCAGUUGCAAUUUUUUUUUGAUUGCUAUAGCGUGUUGGUCAAGUGUUUUUUCUCCUUCCCCUGAAUACAGUGGUUUCUUGGGACGCGUGCAUAUGGAAGAGUUUUGUUUUUGUUUGUCAAAGUCUGAGAAGACUGAACGGAACGGAGCAGAGGAGGAGAACUUGAGUGCGUAUUUAUGUGAGAAUAAAAGGACUCGCAUGUCAGCCCCUCCUGUCCUGUGUGGGGUGUGUACUGUAUGUAUUAUGGACAUGGGGAAAAGGGAUGGGACGACUCCAAGAGACAGGGUUCUGCUCUCCAGAGGAAGUCCAGAGCUCUCUGGCAAUACUGUUGGACUCUACAUGGACUCCUGUGUGCCUUUGACUUUCCACUCAGCUAAAGCAGCCACGCGUACAGUAGUUGAAGCCUAGCUUACCAGUCACAAUACACAUACCAACCUGUUAAUGUCGAAUUUGACGUCAGUAGACAGACCAUAAUGAAGUGGUUGUAUUUUUUUUAAUUUUCUAUUUUAUUUGUGUUUGUGCGUGUGUGUGUGUGUGUGUGUGCGUGUGCGUGUGUGUGUGUGUGUGUCGGUUUGAGUCCCACUCACACGUUUAAGAACAACCCCUGUCCAAAAGUGGGUAUGGUUUUUAUUGACAAAGAGAUUAAGUCGCAUCUUGACAAUCAAAGACCAGCUGGGUUUGAUUUGUAUUAUUUUUUUCCAAAUUGCAAUGUGGUAACUGAGUUGCACUAUUCGGACAUAACAGAGUCACACAAAAAUAUACUACAACACAGCAUCAAUAAAAUAUUUGCAAAAUAAUCUGCAAAGCGCAUUUUCGAAAUCAGCAUUAUUUUGCAGCUUAUUCUGGAUGGUAGUCCCAACAUUGUGCCAGAGGGGUAUUUGAAAAAGGCAACAUGCCACCAAAACAAACGUAGUAAAAGUGUCUGACUGUGUCAGCUUUCAUUUGAAAUAAACGUCUAAGGGUUCUCUCAUCAACCCUUAAGAGUGUCUACUACAGUGAUGUCAGGGAGUGGGCAGGGAAUACUUUAUGAAUGCUUUCAUAAAGGCCGUAACGCAAAUGUACAAAAUGUCUGUGAGGACAGGGACAAAAACAACAGGAAUUCAGGUCAGACUUGCAUGAUAUUGAUGAAAUGGUGUUAACAGCUAGAUCAUGUAGUUUGGAGGUGCAGUUCAUCUGUAAAACUACAUAUUUUUUGACAACUGUGUUUUUUUUUGAGGUUUGAUACAAACAAAUCUAUGAAGAAUUGUACUGGCUCCUUGCCUUAAUUUUUUUUCUAAAUUGACAGUAAUGUUGCAUGUAUAUUUUUGUAUUUUCAGAAAAAAUGGUACAGCCACUUAUUAGAGGUUUUGUUUUUUUGGUCUUUAAGACUAGAGCUAUAUUGACGACUGUUAAUUUUGUCCAAGUCAAAAUGGUAAACAAAAAAAGAGAGACAAAACUGCUAUGCACUAAGAACAUGCCUGAUGCCUUUCGAAAAAAAAAAAAAUCAUAACAAAAAAAGACAACCUUGAUGCCUCUAGAUGUAGCAUCUCCUGAGACGCUUCACGUUAGACUAGCAUGCCACACGCCGUAUUCCUAUGACAGAAAUAAAGAGGUUUGCAUUACUGCCUUGUUUUGACAGAAAAACAGAAAUAUAUAUUUAAAAAAAACAGUGCAGGCGUCUUAAAAGAUCAUGUUUGGAUGUGUGUGUGUGAGAGUGAUAGUGUCAGGGUGUGUGUGUGUGAGAGAGAGGUUGUGUGUGUGUGUGUGUGAGAGAGAGAGAGAGAGAGAGAAAGAGAAAGAGAGAGGAGAGUGUGUGUGUCUGAGAGAGAGAGAGUGUGUCAGGGUGUGUACAUUGUUGUGUUCUUGAGUGUUCCUAUUCAGUAGACUGUAGAUAUUUUUUUCACUUUUGUUGAAUUUCAAUAUUGAGAAAAGCACACAAAUCCAAGAGGCUAUGCAAGAUAAAAAAUCGGCAACUUGAUUUGGGGCGGUACUCGGCGCACAUCAGGUGAAAACGGGACAGUGGAUUUGGAUUUCUCCUCUGCUUCUCGGCAUGUACCCAGCUGAAUGGAAAGCCCUUUACAAUAAUAAUAAUAAUGGUGAAUCACAAUGCCACCGCCCGUCAAGUUAUUUAAUUUAAAACUAUCAAUCAAACAUACUGUAGGAAAGCCUUAACUCGUGUUUGAAGUACAGAUUACUGAUUUUGGUGUAAACCUUUUCGGAUAAAAUUUAAGGACUGGUUCUGUUUGGGUCAACUGAGGCAGGAUGUCAGUGUGGAAGCAGGACUGUUUGUUUCUAGUCAGUCCUUGAUGUCUAUGACGAGACCAGUCUCAGCAACAAGUCCUUUCCUUUCAAGAAACCAAAGACCGAACAACAAUGUUCCCAUUUUUCAUGCUGGUAACAACAGACGUUAGAACUCUAUUUUUGAUACUUUAAAGUGGAUGUCAUUCCUAAAGGUUGGUGAUAUAUAAAUAUAUGUAUGCAUAUAUAUUAUAUAUCUAUAUAUAAAAUGUUUUGUAAAUUUAAAGGGAAAUACAGGUUAGCAAAUGUUUACGGAGCCUUGUAUUGUCAUUUCAUGUACAUUUUGUAUUUUAACAUUUUGUAAUUUUUAAGACUGCAGUGCUUUUUGAAAUUAUUCAAAGGGAAUACCUUGCAUUGUAGGCUAUUCUAUGGUAAUGUAUCAAUAAAAGGAAAAUCCCCAGUUAUUCUUGUUUGUGUCUUUUUGAUUAGAUAAC